CGCCGGAGUAGCAAAGUGAGCAACUGAGGGGCAGAGGAGCUGGUCUCGUCUAAGGGCACAGAAAUCAACAUGGCUAAGGUCCCUGACCUCUUUGAAGACCUGAAGAGCUGUUACAGUGAAAAUGAAGGCUACAGUUCUGACAUUGACCAACUCUCUCUGGCUCAGAAGUCCUUCUAUGAUGCAAGCUAUGACCCACUUCCCAAGGAAUGCAUGGACAAAUUCAUGUCUCUGAGUACCUCUGAGACCUCGAAGACAUCCCAGCUUACCUACAAGGAGAGUAUGGUGGUGGUGGCAGCCAGUGGGAAGAUUCUGAAGAGGAGACGGUUGACUUUCAAUCAGUCUAUGACCAACAAUGACCUGGAUGCCAUUGCCAAUGAUCCAGAAGAAGAAAUCCUCCAGUCCACGUCAGUGCCUUACAGCUCCCAGGGCAACAUGAGGUACCCCUUCAUGAGGGUCAUCAAGCAACAAUUCAUCCUGAAUGACGCCCUCAACCAAAGCAUCAUUCGAGACACAUCGGGUCAACUCCUCAUGGCUACCGCAUUAAAUAAUCUGGACCAAGCAGUGAAAUUUGACAUGGGUGCUUAUAAGUCAAAUGACCUUAAACGUCCUGUGACUCUAAGGAUCUCAGAAACACGACUGUUUUUGAGUGCCCAGGAUAAAGAUGAUCCGGUAUUGCUAAAGGAGAUGCCUGAGACACCCAAGACCAUCACAGAUGAGACCAACCUCCUCUUCUUCUGGGAAACUCAUGGCACUAAGGAGUAUUUCGAGUCAGUUGCCUAUCCAAAGUUGUUUAUUGCCACAAGGCAAGAAAAACCAGUGCACAUGGCAAGUGGGCCACCCUCUAUCAUUGACUUUCAGAUACUGGAGCACUAGCCUUGACUUUGGAGUCUACUUACUUGUGAAAUGUUGCCAGUCCAUAUGUACCAUGUACAUGAACAAUUGAAACCCUUUCCUCUUAGUCACUUGCUCAGCAUGUGCUGAGCCUUCGUAAUUCUAAAUGAAUGUUUACUCUCUUUGCAAGAGAGGGAGUAAGGUCUAGUGAACCAACACUAAUAUAUAAUGUUGCUUGUUAUUUAAGGAACACCUUCUACUAUGCAAAGUGCCAAUCAUUUUAAUUAUUAUUAUUCAUAGCAAUCUUGGGAGGACCAGGGCUCUCGACUAUAAAAUAGACUCUACCGGUGUUGCAUAGGAGUUAACCAAGGCACAAGAAAACUAAGAAAGGCCCACAGUGGCAGUUGGAUGAGAAGCCAUAGACCCAGGAUCUCAUUCCAACUGCUCACCUUCUGCUUUUAAGUUGCUGAUGAACCCUUAAUCAAAUUCUGUAAGUUUCUGAGACUUCAGUAAGAUCGUCUUCAAAAUGGAAGGAAUGAUUCCUAUGUCCUUUCUGCCUCAACAGUAUUUUAUGAGUCAGUGAGAUCAUUUCAGUAAAAUACGUCUUGAAGCUGAGCCUCAAGAGUAAGGCAAAACAUGGAAUGUUACCUUAUUAUUUAUAUGUAUAUAUAUUUAUAAAGAUAAUUUAAGAUAUUAUAACAUAUUAUUAUAUUUAUAGCAAUUCUUUGUAACCUCUGAGUGUGACCAGGCAUCCUCAACAACAGACAGUGUUCCCCAGGCUGAAUGAGUUUGAUAUAGUUACUCCAAGGCACUUUGGUCCAAGUCAUGUUUUUUCCAUUGCCAUGAGACUCUGUAUUCAGUAUCCAGGAUCCCUGGAAUUAUCAUAAUAAAUUUGUAUUAAUGAUUUUGUUUGUUUGAGCUGACAAUUGGCCAAAAUCUUCUGUUCCUCUGCCUUUAAACUUGUCUUGUCAAUCGUGUGCCAUUCAAUUUCACCUGCUAUCUGAAACAGAAUGAACUUAACUUUGGCAACCACAGAACAACUGUUAUCUACACUUUUUUUUCUGGAACAUAAACAAUGUUCC
Messenger RNA from Miniopterus natalensis, 1913 nucleotides. The record is from RefSeq and is a predicted model, not a curated record. NCBI's taxonomy places the organism in Eukaryota, Metazoa, Chordata, Mammalia, Chiroptera, Miniopteridae.